AUGGCGGCCCCUCCCCCGGCGGCGCUCCCUCCCGCGGGCGGGCCACGGGCCGAGGCGGCCGCCGGCGGCGGCGACUGCAGCGUCUGCCUGGGCGAGCUCGAGGAUGCCUGCAGCGCGCCCUGCGGGCACGCCUUCUGCCGGCGCUGCAUCCUCGGCGUGCUGAGGAGUAGCCCGCCAGAGUGGAGCGGCCUCUGCCCACUGUGCCGCGAGUACACGUCCGUGUUCAACCUCCGCUCCUCCGACGGCCAGCGCCUCGUCGCGCCGCGUGCGGAGGCGCCCUGGGGGUCCGUCUUCGUGCAGGGCGGAGGCAUCGGGGUCGCCAGCUACCACUUCGACGCCGAGGACGACUGCUACAUCUCCUACGCUCGGGCCCCGGGCUGGAAGCUCGACGACGGCAGCAGCCCGCCUGCCAGGAAGCCCUGGACGGCGGUGCAGUACGACCCGCAGAAGUUCGUGUUCCGAGGGGUGGUGGAGUGGAGCCCGGCCUUCGGCGGCACCGUCCGCUGGGACUACCGGCUGCACUUUGCGGAGGACUUCAGCGCCAUCAUCGGCGGCAGCGUGACUUGCGCGCCUGCCGAGGGCGGUGAUCCUCACGUCGACAGGUUCUGCCCGCCCUGGGAGGUCAGCUGGCAGCCCAGCGGGCACCUGUAUUACCUGCGCUGGAACGCCCCGCCCGCCGACCCCUUCGGCAGCGUGUUCGUGCAGGGGCUGCACUACGCCCCUGGGCUGGAGGGCAUCGCCAGCUACCACUUCGACUCCCCCGAGGACUGUUACAUCUCGUACUCGAGCGCUCCGGACGAGUGGCGCUUGGACGACGGCAGCCACCCGCCACGCCGGAAGCCUUUCGCGGACUGCGCCUACGACGCGGACAGGCGGACCUUCACCGCGGUCGUGCACUGGGACCCGCCCUUCCACGGCGACGUGCGCUGGGAGUACGAGAUGGUCUUCGCGGAGGACUUCGGCGGCAUCGCUUCUGGCCAGAUGCGGGGCUACUCGGGGCCCACCACUCGCAGCAGGACACAUGAGUUCGGCCAGCGGCGCGCCUUCGGGGGCCCCUACCUCUGCUACGUGAGGAAGCCCGGGGCGCUGGCCCUGAGCGCGCGGCAGGGCGCCGCCCUCCUCGCGGGCGGGGCCGGCGCCCCGCGGGAGCCCGCGGCGGCCCCGCGGGAGCCCCGAGCGGGAGAAGGU
Messenger RNA from Prorocentrum cordatum, 1188 nucleotides. The record is from the annotation of a GenBank genome assembly. Lineage: Eukaryota; Dinophyceae; Prorocentrales; Prorocentraceae.